UCGAGCAUGAGUUGGAAAGAAAGCUGUUUGCAUACCAAUCUCCCUCAAAGAAGGCAUGACCAAAUUGCGGGCUGUAAAUUCUAAGGGCUCUGGAUUUUAUUAGGUGAAGGCUGAAGCCUGUUGUUCCCUUCGUACGAUAGGCUAUCUCCGAUCUAAUCGCAUCUUUUACUCUUGGUUGUAGGCAUCUAAUUUUAAAAAAUAGCCUACAAACAAAAACAUAAUCCAAUUCAUCACUUUGUGGAGUACAGUAGGCUACAGCUCACGCACGAAUUGUGGACUAAGCUGCAUUUUGAGCUGAUGAAAAGUUGUGAGGGUCUGAAGCAGAGAGUCUACACGUUCCUCCUCCAGCUGAAAGAAGAGACUCUGACAGGCACACAUGGGGAGUGGAGAGGCUUCAGCGAGAGGCACGGCCAUGGAGGGGGACUGCCUCAGCUGCAUAAAAUACCUCAUGUUCGUCUUCAACUUCUUCAUCUUUCUGGGGGGGUCCUUCCUGCUGGGUGUGGGCGUUUGGGUGCUGGUGGACCCCACGGGUUUCCGGGAGAUCGUGGCUGCCAACCCCCUCCUCUUCACCGGCGUCUACGUCAUCCUGGCCAUGGGCGGCAUGCUGUUCCUGCUGGGGUUCCUGGGCUGCUGCGGGGCCAUUCGGGAGAACAAGUGCCUGCUGCUGUUCUUCUUCAUGCUCAUCCUCAUCAUCUUCCUGGCAGAGCUGGCUGCCGCCAUCCUGGCCUUCAUAUUCCGUGAGCACCUCACGCGAGAGUACUUCACCAGGGAGCUGAAGAGGCACUACCAGGGCUACAACAACACCGACGUCUUCACCUCCACCUGGAACGCCAUCAUGACCACAUUUGACUGCUGCGGAGUGAACAGCCCAGAAGACUUUGAGGACAGCCUCUUCAGGCACCUCAACCCGACCGACAUGGUGCCUGAGGCCUGUUGCCAGAGGAACAGUCACCCUGGAGACGUGGCCUACAUCAGCAAAGAGGAGUGCCUAAUGGGCAGUAUGCUGUUCCGCCACAAUAAGGGCUGCUACUCAGCGGUGGUGGACUACUUUGAGACAUACAUCUACGUGGCAGGAGCACUAGCCAUUGUGGUCCUGACUAUUGAACUCUUCGCCAUGGUGUUCGCUAUGUGUUUGUUCAGAGGGAUCCAGUAGGUUUGGCUUACAGUAAGGAAGGACUUUUCCAAAGGGAAAGGAUGAGAGAAGGCUUGUAAAAUAUAAAGGAGAGUUUUCUUUUGGUUUUUAGUUGUUUUGUUUUAUACUGGCAAAUCGGGAAUCUCGACAACGACCAAAUGACUCGUACUUCUCAGCUGGACCUUUGAGGUACUGGGCACACUGUAAAAAAAUAAAAUAAAGCAGAAAUUAAGUAACAAAACAAGGGCAAAGUGGACCAGUUGACGACGGCAACUACUGCAUUUUCCAAGCAAGAAUGGAGAAGGGCACUGCACUGACAUUUGGAUGAAGAAUAUUUAUACUGAGGAAAGUUGGCUUAGUUGUAUAAAAGUUUGUGUUCAUGUAUAACUUGGAUGUACCCCCACAACCCAACAACAUAUGGCUGUCCCCCCUCCUCCCAUCUGUCCCACACACCCCCUUAUAAGAGCCGCACUUGUUUAAUGUUGCCCUGUUUCAGAGAUAUUUUACAAAGGGUGUUUGUGUGUCUCUUUGCCCCUACCCCUGCUUGGAAGCCAACUUCUGGUGCAUUUUUUUAUUGUAUUGUGAUGGUCAUUGCCAUAGUGAUUAUUAUAUGUGAUUUUAGCUGAAAUGUAUUGGUAUGCAUUUGUAUUAGAAUGUAUAAAAAUAUUGAUGCUGAUGGUAAUAUUAAUAAAAAGAUUAUGUAAUGUGCUUGCACAUGGAUUCUUUGUGUAAAGGCAUAAAAGUGAAUUGCUUUGUCAUGGUGAUUUCCCAUUUUUGCUCUUUUAAAUGACACCUGUUGAAUUGCAUUUUUGUCCUUGCUUUUAAACAAAAUUGUGUAAAUACAGUUUCACUUUUAAUGUUUGUAACUUAUACCCAUAAUUCUGGAUGUAUGCUGUUAAAUGCUAUGCUUUUUUAUGUACUGUACAGUUCAAAAAUAGAAUGUCUAUCUUCUGAUCUACCCUUGGAAACUGACGACUAAAAUCCUUAUGCACAAUUACCCACAGCCAGUACAUCCAUACAGUAUAUUGGUUCUUAUUCCUCGUGUGAAUCACAGCCAGUACAUCCGUACAGUAUAUUGGUUCUUAUUCCUCGUGUGAAUCAGGCUGUAGAAGUGCUCUCCACACGACGGGGGGAAAGGUCUCUGAGGUGCCGUGUUCUGUAUUUCCCCAUUGUGUCCCAUCAGUGUUUUUUUAUGUGUCGUAUGAUCAUUAAAGCUCAUGGCACUUAGAGCAAUGCGUAGAGGGUUCCCUGGGCAUCGGGCCAAAUCCCCGGCUUCCUCAGCCUGGCUAUCUAAUCAACCCCUGGUCCCCCUGGUUUAAUAAUUCUCUCUCCUCACUUCAGUCGAUGUGUAGCCAUGUGCAGUACCAUUCUGGAACAAAAUGGCUGCCAUGCAUAAGCCAGGGCUCUUCCCCACGUCUCUGUAAAGGAGCAGUGGCAGCUGCUCGGCUGAAAAUGGAAGGCAGAAAACAUCCGCUUAAACUGAUUAUUGGUCUUAACCUAUUUUCAAUCAUUUUCCUUGAAUGGCAAGUUUGCCAGUGAUCUAAAGAAUCCACUGGCAGGUAAACAUAUGGCUUCUUAUUCACACCAUAUUAGGGAGAUAAAAUUUCAAUUUAGACAAAUAUGUUUUAUUCGGUAAUAACACAAAAAACUAUAAAAACACUGUUAACUACUGUACCAUGUUGCAAUAAAGCCUAUCUAACCUGUA
Conger conger (European conger) is the source of this 2837-nucleotide messenger RNA. RefSeq names its product tetraspanin 18b (gene tspan18b). Bases 377 to 1153 code for a protein of 258 amino acids. The record is from RefSeq and is a predicted model, not a curated record. Gene Ontology annotation, cellular component: membrane. Lineage: Eukaryota; Metazoa; Chordata; Actinopteri; Anguilliformes; Congridae. The transcript is spliced from 9 exons.